Molecule: messenger RNA, 1512 nt
Organism: Aspergillus luchuensis
Lineage: Eukaryota; Fungi; Ascomycota; Eurotiomycetes; Eurotiales; Aspergillaceae
Product: putative MFS transporter
Exons: 9
Coding region: 1-1512 (503 amino acids)
Biological process (GO): transmembrane transport
Cellular component (GO): membrane
Molecular function (GO): transmembrane transporter activity
Source: RefSeq, a predicted model, not a curated record
AUGGCCGCAGCCUCGCCCAAUAAAUCGAAGCGGAUCGUUUCCGUCGUAGCGGCCACCCUGGUUGCUCUCGCGUGUGGUACCAACUAUGCAUACUCGGCAUGGGCGCCCCAAUUCGCGCAACAAAUGAAGAUCUCCUCCACCGAAAGCAACUUCAUUGGCGCGGCUGGGAAUUUGGGCAUGUAUGCAUCGGGAAUCCCAUUAGGUCUGUUGACAGAUGCUCGAGGUCCGCGUCUGACGACCUUCUUGGGUGCAAUCACGCUGGGAAUUGGCUACUAUCCCAUCUAUCUGGCAUACGUCAAGGGCCCUGGGUCGAUGGCCAUUAUCUUCCUGUCGUUUUUCGCUUUCUUGACUGGCUUCGGAAGUUGCUCGGCCUUCUCAGCGUCCAUUAAGACAUCGGCUUCCAACUUCCCCGAUCACCGUGGAACAGCGACCGCUUUCCCCUUGGCCGCUUUUGGGCUGAGCGCGUUCUUCUGGUCGACCGUUUCCUCGGUUCUCUUCAAGGACGAUACCGGCCGCUUCCUCCUUUUGCUGGCUCUGGGAACUUGUGCCCUAAACCUCGUUUCGAUCCCGUUUCUUCGUAUUUUGCCUCCUAGUGAGCCAUAUAUGCCACUCGGACGGGGCAGGUCCCCUGGCGUAGAAUCUCAACGACUGCGCACUACUAGAUCUACCGAAUUCCGGCACAGCCUGGAAGAAUCUGAUGAAGCAGUUCCCUCACGCUCAUCCCGAGACUUCCUCAACCAACACGAGGAGGAUGACGAUGCUCUCUCCGAUGUUGCUCCCGAAUCCCCGCAUCCGGACGUUCGCGGCUUGGCGAUGCUUCCGAAGAUUGAGUUCUGGCAACUCUUUUUGACGAUGGCGCUUCUUUCUGGAAUCGGUUUGAUGACUAUCAACAACAUUGGCAACAGCGCCAAGGCACUUUGGCAGUACUACGACGACAGUGCAAGCCCGAAGUUUAUUCAACAGCGCCAGGUUAUGCAUGUCUCGAUUCUGUCUUUCGGAAACUUUAUUGGUCGACUUUCUAGCGGUAUUGGCUCCGACCUUUUGGUGAAGAAGCUGAACAUGUCGCGAUUCUGGUGCUUGUUCAUCUCCGCCUUCGUCUUCACCGUCACCCAACUUGCAGGCUCCGCCAUCUCCAACCCUCACCAAUUAGCCAUUGUAUCCGGUUUUACCGGUAUCGCAUACGGCUUCCUUUUCGGCGUCUUCCCGUCGCUGGUCGCCCACACCUUCGGCAUCGGCGGCCUCUCCCAGAAUUGGGGUGUCAUGACGCUUGCGCCCGUGUUCAGUGGCAACGUCUUCAACCUGCUCUACGGCAGCAUCUACGACCGCCACUCGAUUGUCGAGCCCAACGGAGACCGCGAUUGCCCGGAUGGUCUGGCUUGUUACCAGUCUGCGUACUACACGACGUUCUUGUCCGGUGUGGCCGGUGUGGUCGUCUGUCUGUGGAGUAUCCUGCACGAGAGACGCAUCCAUGGUGCGAUGCACAAGAAGGUCGAGCAUGACCGACUUGCCUAG